Molecule: messenger RNA, 941 nt
Organism: Dioscorea cayenensis subsp. rotundata (Guinea yam)
Lineage: Eukaryota; Viridiplantae; Streptophyta; Magnoliopsida; Dioscoreales; Dioscoreaceae
Product: UPF0047 protein YjbQ
Exons: 7
Coding region: 66-617 (183 amino acids)
Source: RefSeq, a predicted model, not a curated record
UCUCUUGUUUUGUGCUUCUAUUCUGCUUUAUUAUUAUUAUAUACCACUCAGGGCUCCAAGCAACAAUGCGUGCGGCGGUCCCGUCCCUCUUCUCCUCCGUCAACCCCCUUCCGGCCUCUUCCGCUAGAUCCAAGCCCCUCUCUGUAUCAGCGAGGAUAGCAGACACUGAGAGCUCCAGGUCCAUGGCUGCCAAGUGGGCUCAAAAGACUGUAGUUUUCCCUCCUCAGAAGCGUGGAUGUCAUCUUGUUACCCCCAAGAUAUUGAGGGAGAUUGAGCAAGAUUUAUCAGAAUUCAAGUGUGGUCUUGCUCAUCUUUUCUUGCAGCAUACAAGUGCUUCUCUGACCAUAAAUGAGAAUUAUGAUUCUGAUGUUCAGGAGGACACUGAAACAUUCCUAAGCCGUGUUGUUCCAGAGGGUCGCUCUGCACCUUGGAAGCAUACGUUAGAAGGUCCUGAUGAUAUGCCAGCACACAUCAAAUCCUCAAUGUUUGGUUGCGCCCUCACGAUUCCAAUUACAGAUGGGCGCCUUAACAUGGGAACUUGGCAGGGAAUAUGGCUGUGUGAGCACAGAGACCAUGCUACCGCUCGCAAAAUUGUGGUUACUCUCAACGGCAUUUGAAUGCUCAAUUACUUGGGAACAUAAAUGUAAUGCGAAAACUCCUCAGACUUGGGGAUUAUGCAUUAACUAUUGGGAUCAUAUGCCCAAAUCUUUUGUUCUUGUACAUGGUAAAGUGAACUAUCAUGAAGCUUAACAGUUGAUGCAUCCAGUCCAGCAGUCCUACAAUGAAUGAAUUGGUUCGUCUCAGUAUAUCUUUAUUGUCUGUGUGCACUCCAAAGAUCACACAAACUGUUUUACUGUUUUGUUCUACAAAUAUAUAUUAUCGCUUUCCUGCUGAGCUAUUCUGAUGGUGAUAAAUUAUAAAAUUUCUACAACUUCUGUCAA